Messenger RNA from Pygocentrus nattereri (red-bellied piranha), 2017 nucleotides. RefSeq names its product aldehyde dehydrogenase 7 family, member A1 (gene aldh7a1). Bases 33 to 1655 code for a protein of 540 amino acids. The transcript has 18 exons. The record is from RefSeq and is a predicted model, not a curated record. Gene Ontology annotation, molecular function: aldehyde dehydrogenase (NAD+) activity. NCBI's taxonomy places the organism in Eukaryota, Metazoa, Chordata, Actinopteri, Characiformes, Serrasalmidae.
CCCGCGCACACGCUGCUCCGCUCCAGUUCACCAUGCAGCGCGUUGUGCUUUUCUCCGCGCUCCGGCACUCUGCCCUCACAGCCAGAGUCCACUCUGUCCGCCUUCUGCCGUCUGCAGCCAUGUCCACACUCCUCAUCAACCAGCCGAAAUACGCCUGGCUUAAAGAACUAGGCCUGAGCGAAGACAACAACGGUGUUUACAACGGGACCUGGGGAGGCACAGGAGAGGUGGUCACAUCAUAUUGUCCUGCUAACAAUGAGCCCAUUGCUAGAGUGCGACAGGCCACCAUGGCUGAAUAUGAGGAAACGGUGCAGAAGGCACGAGAAGCAUGGAAAGUGUGGACAGAUAUCCCUGCUCCAAAGAGAGGUGAGAUUGUGAGACAGAUAGGAGAUGCUCUGAGAAGGAAGAUCAAAGUGCUCGGCAGUCUGGUGUCUCUGGAGAUGGGGAAGAUUUAUGUAGAGGGAGUUGGUGAGGUGCAGGAGUAUGUUGACGUUUGUGACUACGCUGUUGGGCUUUCUCGCAUGAUUGGUGGCCCCGUUCUGCCCUCUGAAAGACCAGGUCAUGCCCUGAUUGAGCAGUGGAACCCUGUGGGUCUGGUGGGCAUCAUCACUGCCUUUAACUUCCCUGUAGCAGUGUAUGGCUGGAACAACGCUAUUGCGCUCAUCUGUGGCAACGUCUGCCUUUGGAAAGGCGCUCCAACCACACCUCUUACAAGUGUAGCAGUUACAAAGAUUGUUGCUGAAGUCCUGGAGCAGAAUAACCUCCCUGGUGCUAUCUGCUCUAUGACGUGUGGCGGGGCUGAUAUUGGUACGGCGAUAGCUAAAGAUGAGCGAGUGGACUUGGUGUCAUUCACUGGCAGCACUCAUGUGGGCAAACAGGUGGCUCUGAUGGUGCAGGAGAGGUUUGGUCGCCAGUUGCUAGAGCUGGGAGGGAACAAUGCCAUCAUUGUUUUUGAGGAUGCUGACUUGAACCUAGUGGUGCCUUCAGCUCUCUUUGCCUCUGUGGGGACUGCAGGCCAGCGCUGCACCACAACCAGGAGACUGAUGCUGCAUGAGAGUGUUCAUGAUGAGGUUGUGGAGAGAUUAGCGAAAGCCUACAAGCAAGUCCGCUUUGGAGACCCCUGGGACCCUAGUACUCUGUAUGGACCUCUUCACACCAAGCAAGCUGUUCAGCAGUACCUGGCUGCCAUAGAGCAGGCCAAGCAGCAAGGUGGCACUCUUGUGUGUGGAGGAAAGGUAAUGGAUCGCCCUGGUAACUAUGUGGAGCCCACCAUCUUCACUGGACUGGCACACGAUGCACCCAUUGUCCACACAGAGACCUUUGUGCCCAUUCUCUAUGUGAUCAAAUUCAAGACAGAGGAGGAGGCAUUUGCCUGGAAUAAUGAAGUCAAACAGGGCCUUUCCAGCAGCAUCUUCACAAAGGACAUGGGCAGAGUGUUCCGCUGGCUAGGACCCAAAGGCUCUGACUGUGGCAUCGUUAAUGUCAACAUUCCCACCAGUGGAGCUGAGAUUGGAGGAGCUUUUGGAGGGGAAAAGCACACAGGAGGUGGACGCGAAUCAGGCAGCGACUCAUGGAAGCAGUACAUGAGGAGGUCCACAUGCACCAUCAACUACAGCAAGGACCUUCCACUCGCACAAGGAAUCAAGUUUGAGUGAACGGUGGCUAAAGAAUGACUUAUCGGAACAGGAGUUUGAUAAACUAACAAAACACUACAACAGUUGUAGCUUUGCUUUUUCACUAAUCCAGAUUUUAUUCCAGAACUCUCAUCAGUAAAAAUAUAAGCAGUUAGCCUCAAGUAUCCACUUAUCCACUUGGAAGGUUCAGUUUGACAAGUCCGUUUUGAUUUUGUUGCUUUAAACGGUUAAGGGCUUAUUUGUUGUAUAGAAAAGGCCAUGUUAUACAAGAAAACUGGCCAGUUGAGUAUUGUGAACUGUUUUCUAAGCACUUAUCAUGCAGUGGUACCUUGAGAUAGCAGGUGCUCUUUUCAAAUAAAUCGUGCCUUUAUUUUUGAAGGACA